AUGUCAGCGCGCCAUUCCCAGGAUCGCCGACCCAUCCACACUCCUCACGACCCCCUGGCGCAGGUGAACGAGGAUCUGGGCGCCGCACGUGCGGAGAUGGCGGCGCUGCGGCAACAAACCGCGCUGCUGGACAAGCUGCUGAAUGUGCGCGACACGUACAUCAGCCUGCUGCAGCAGAGCAAGGACGAGCUGUCCCUCACCGGGUUCAAGCCCAGCUGUCGUGGCUGCCGUGAGCUGAGCGAGCCCUUGCUGACGCCCGGCCAGACCGUCGUCCUGCACUGCGCCUGCUACACCGGCGAAGCCGAGCACUGGAACCCGGACCUGCACUUGACGCAGAGCGAGCAAGCAGCUUUCAGGGCCCAGGGUGUGGGGGGCCUCCAGCAGGUCUGGCAAGAGGCCAACGACCGCGUCCAGGAGGCCGCCCAGGAUGUGGCCGCCGGCGUGGGCGGCGCGGAUCUGGUGGAUGAGCUGAUGGCGAGGAUGCUGGCAGGGCGCACACUGUCCUGGCGCAUCGCACACUACUUCCCCGGCCACUUUGCGGAGGUGGCCGGCAUCUCCGCGCCCUCCACCUCCGCCCCGGGACUUUGGGACGCGCUGGUGGCCGACCUGGCCCUGUCGCCACGCCAGUUGGAGCGCCUGGGUGUGGUGGCCCACACCUUCCACCGCAGCCUGGAGGCCCUGGCGGCCGAGCGCGAGGGCCUGGUGAGCGGCCUCGUGGCCUCUCAGGUGGUGGCCGAGGGCGCCAUGCUCCAGUUCGCCGCCAACUCCCUGCAGGUGGCUGUGCUGUCUGGGGCGGGGUUUGGGACGCGGGAGCGGGUCUUCGCGCUGGAGUCGAGCCUGGAGCGGGAGCUGCGCGUGCACGGUGACGCGGUGGGCGCGAUGUUCUCGGCGCUGAGCACGCCGCAGCACGCGCGCCUGUUCUGCGGGUCCCGCCCCUUCCUCCCGGACGUCGCCUGCAUCCUGGCCGCGCUCCAUGCGAAGCGCCGUGCCAUCCUGGAGGAGCUGGGCCACAGCAUCGGCGUGGCCGGGGCGCGGUCGGUGCACGAGGCAUGUCGCAUCAGUCUGGAGGUGCAGGCAGGCACGAGCGUGCUUCGGGCCACUGUGGAAGCCGAGCAUCGCCUGCAUCGCGAGGUCAGCAGGGCACUCCUCCUGGACACGCUGGGACCCACGCAGCAGGCAAGGCUGCUGGUGGCCGCGCACCCUUUCCUCCCCGAUCCCCUCAUGAAUCAGGCCAUGUAUCGUGCCAGGAAGCGCGAAGAGUGGGGUGCGCUGGAGAAUGACUUUGCCGAGAGUGGAGCCGGCUGGGAGCGCCCGCAUGCUGCACCCUUCGAGGAACCGGGGCUCAGCUUUGGGCAGAUGGUCUGUCUCGAGGCAGCCUGCCAGGUCGCUCGCCAGCAGGACAGCCCGACCCUCUCACAGGGGGACAUGGAGGUGUUCAGGAGACGGCCGAUGCUGGAGGUUGGCAGGGAGUUCAGGGCGAAUGUGGAGAGUAUGGUGGAGAUCCUGGCAAAGCAUGGGGCAGGCGUGCGCCUGCCACACGCAGCCGAGGAGGCCGUGGAGGGUAUCCUUGGCAGACAGAUAGCCACUUAUCGACGAGGCCAGGUGCACAGCAUCAUGGAGUCGGCGGCUGCUGAGAGCAAGCCCAUCGACCGAGACGCGGAUGCUGUGUGGCAGGAUAUUGCGCGUCAAGUGCGCCUCUCGCCAGCUCAGCGAGUGGAGCUGGAUAAGUAUCGCGACGCCCUGAGGUCGACCAUCCACUCAGUCGUGCCGAUGGCACCUGAGGAGGCAGCCUCAAAGCCAGAGCCGGAUGGCAGGCUCCCUUCGGAUCUGAGCCUGGACAUAUUUGCCGUCGCCGACCUCGUUCCUCGUCCCUCCUUCACCUUGAGCGACAUGGACUUCCUGGAGGGAGGCGCGAUGAGGGCCCAGGCUCGGUACAGGGCCAAGCGCAGGGCUACAGCGGCACACGCCAAGGCCUCCCUGGACAAGGCAAGCUGUCGCAUCCUGAACGAGGAGCUGGUGGCUGCCAAGCGCGAGAACCGGCUGCUGACCUGCCGUUCGGUGCUGUAUGAGCAGGUGCUGUGCUCCCGCGAGGACUACCUGAACCUGGUGCGCUCGCGGCGUGAGACGCCCUUCCCCGCCUGGGGCAACAGCCAGGGCGACCCGCCCCCGCUCUACUACAGCUGGACGGAGCCGGAUCUGCCGCCGGGGCAGGCGGCCUGCCUGGACGGCCUCUGCCGCUACCUGGAUAUGCUGGACCCGCCCGCCCUCCCUCCACCCGAGGUGGUGGUGUUCCGUGAGACCCCCCUGCCCAGCCUCAGCCGACUGUACCGCGACACCCGGGCAGAGAUGAUGCACGUGCUGGACGUCAUGCACGUCGCACAGAGCGCGCCUGCCACGGAGAGCGCGUGCGAGCAGCUCAUUGGCACCGCCAGGCGCCUGCGCUCCAUCCUCUGGCGCUGCAGCCGGUAUCGCCCCGGCAUCCUCACCCGCGUCGUGCGUGGCGAGUCGGCGCAGGCGGCCGCCCCCGACGAGGCGGCGCACUGGCGUGCUGUGCUGGCGGCCAUGGCGCUGUCGCCGGCCCAGUCGGCGGCCAUCUUGGAGACGCGGGCCGCCCUCCUGGCGCGCAUGGACAGCGUCCUGGCCAAGCGCCGCAGGCUGCUGGCGCGCCUGGAGGAGCUGCCCAGCCCCGACUCCCAGCUCGACACAGCGGCCCUACAGGAGUGGCAGCGGGCCACGCAGGCCGUGGCAGCAAACCUGGACGAGGAAAAAGUGGCGCACCGGGACGCCUACAUGGCGGCCAUCGCGCACACACUUUCUUUGCGCCAGGUCAGUGCUGAGCUGGCACGUGCCAAGCGGGAGCACGAGUUGCUGGCCCGUGACAACGUCCUCCUGGAGCGGGUCAUUGGCGUGAAGGACCGGUAUGUCGCCGCCCUGGAGGUGGCAGCCCCGCGGUCGGACGCCUGGCUGGACACCCCCGUGGCUCGCGCCGUGAACCUAGGCCUGCCCCUGGGCCAGGCAAUCGGGGUCAAAUGCUCCUCUGUGAAUCUCAGCAUGCUGGUCCCACCCCCCGUCCUCACCGGCAGCAUGCGGACGGAGUUCCAGUCCCUGCCACUUGACCGAUUCCGCGCCAUGUACCGGGACGGGGUGGCAGAGAUCACGGCACAGCUGGAAGCUAUGGGCCCCGACCCCGUCUUCAUCGAGGCACCAGAGAACCCGGUGUGGCUGCGCUGCAUCCAUCUGCGCAAGCUGUUGUGGCAGAUGUACAGCUACAGGCUGCGCGACCUGCCCAAGAUGUUUGCACCCUUGCACGACAUGCAUCAAACCCCUUCCAGCCUCGACUAUGCGAAAUUCCUGGUGGGUGUGAACCGAUCAAUCCCUGCCAUCCCAUGUUCCCCUUAG
Molecule: messenger RNA, 3399 nt
Organism: Auxenochlorella protothecoides
Lineage: Eukaryota; Viridiplantae; Chlorophyta; Trebouxiophyceae; Chlorellales; Chlorellaceae
Exons: 22
Coding region: 1-3399 (1132 amino acids)
Source: RefSeq, a predicted model, not a curated record